CAACCUUUCUUAUCUGUGUAGAAGAAUUUAAUCACAAAACCCACAGGAUCAAACCGCAUAGAGGCAAAUUAACCAUAAAUUGCAUUGAAGCGCACCAAAACAGACAAAAUGGAAGUCAGGUCGUCUGUGUUUGCCUCAUGGAUUUUAAUUUUUCAAGUUUUGGGAGCUGUCCUCUUCCUAAGGGGGUUUUUCCCAGAACAUGUCAACUCUUCACCAUUCAAGAGCAACCUCACAGACCUACCCGCAGAGCCACUGCCAGGGGGCUGUCUCAAUUCAUCUUACAUCCCGCAGCCAUUGUUCAAAAAGGUGAUCAUUAUGUUAAUCGAUGCCAUGCGGGCGGACUUUGUGUUCGGAGCCAGUGGUCAAUUGAACAUGCCAUACACCACACACCUGAUGGAGAGAGGCUCAACACUUAGCUUUGUGGCUAAAGCUAGAACUCCAACUGUCACCGCGCCCAGGCUCAAGGCUCUCACCACUGGCAAUAUCCCGGUUUACAUCGAUGUGCUGAUGAAUCUAAAUUCCCCAGCCGUACUUGAUGACAAUCUUAUUUGGCAAGCCAACACAGCAGGGAAAAAAAUUAUCUUUUAUGGAGAUUGCACAUGGUUGCACCUCUUCCCCGAUCAAUUCAUGGAGUAUGAUGGUAUAGCUGGCCCUGUGUCUGACUUCAGAGAGGUUGACAACAAUGUCACCCGCCAUUUGGAUAGCACGCUCAAGAGAGAUGACUGGGAUAUUCUGAUCCUCCAUUACCUUGGCAUUGACCACAUUGGUCAUAGCUUCGGACCUCACAGUUCUUUCCUUCAAACCAAACUGUCGGAGAUGGAUGAUGUUCUGAAGAAGAUCCACAGUGCCCUCAAUUCAAAGGAGGCAGGAAAAUCUUUGCCCUAUCUGUUAGUUCUGUGUGGGGACCAUGGAAUGUCAAACACCGGUAGCCACGGAGGAUCCUCGGAAGGUGAAAUCAAUACGCCCCUGUUGCUCAUAAGCCCUGUCUUUAAGAGGAAAGUGGCGAUGAAGAAGCCUGAUGAAAUUGACCAGGUUGACCUGACUCCCACCUUGGCCUUGUCUCUGGGCCUACCCAUCUCUCAAAGCAGCGUAGGUUGUGUCAUUCCAGGUGUUUUUGAAGGAGCCUCACUUCGAGACCAGCUGCGUUAUCUACAGCUCAAUGGUCAUCAGCUAAGUUGCCUGCUCAAAGAAAAGUUUCCAGAGUAUAGGAAAGAUACAAAACUUGAAGAAUAUCAUCUGGCAGAGAAAGCACAUGGCAGAUGGAUGAAACUCUACCUGGAGAGAAACACAUCAGAAGCUUUAGCCUACAUGGGCAAGAAGGUCAUGAAACAAUAUUUGGAGGCCCUGUCCACCAUGAGCUCAGCCCUCAGAAUACAGCUGAACAAAGAUGACCUGUACUCCAUGAUUCUUGGAUUGGUUUUGGUACUUCAGCCCCUGUUGGCCUUGAUAUUGGCCAUUCCUGAAGCCAUGAGUGGCUCAGUAGCUGUGGACCUCGUCACCUCAGCCCUGUUCUCGUUACCUUUUUACCUCCUUUGCCUGCUCCUUGCGUCCACGCAUGUGCUGAUAUGCACAUCUGCUGAUGUCUCCUGCUAUUUUUGCAGUGUCUCCUGGAGUUUCGUGUUUGGUAUUAUUGCCUUUAUUUCAGCAUCGACUUGUUUUCUGCUCUCUCUGAUGACCAGAAAAUUGCCUUUGGGACCAAAGUUGAAUGGCACGUCACUGUUGAAGCAGAUCAGUAGCAGAAAAUGGUCAAAGUUGGACAUAUUGCUACUGGCAGGCACAGCCAGUCACAUACUUAGUUUGGGGUCUGUUAGCUUUAUAGAGGAGGAGCAUCAAAUCUGGUACUUCUUGCUCACCACCCUCUACUUCAUAGUCUUCCAGGAUGUGUGCGCUAAGUAUUUCAGAAAAGAGAAUGGCCCAGUUGAAGAAGACGAAUAUGAACUCCCUUAUGAAGAACACCCUAAAGAAGAGAUUUACUCUGAGAAGUGGCCAGCUUUGGCCACACCUCUCUUUCUUUUGGUCUGCUGUCGACUGCUGCGCUCCCUCAAUCAGACGGGCGUGCAAUGGGCUCAUCUUCCUGAUCUGGCCAAAUGGCUUAACAGCACUGAACACAAAGUGGUCCUCUCCUUGCUGUCCACUUUCUGUUUGGUUCUCAUCUACUUCCUGGUUCAAAGAUGGUGCUCGUUGGUGUCCAAGGUUGCUCUUGCACUUGGACUUUUGAGCAUCUACUGCUAUCGGGCAGCUGUCGGCAGUCUCUUGUUUCCCUGGCAACACUGUGGUCUGAAUAAGUCCAAGGGCAUUUUGGAAGCACGCUUUGUAUAUGUGUUGGUUUUGAGUAUCCUCUUUAUGGGCACAAAGAACAUGAUACAAUCCCAAAUCAAUAUAGCUAAUGCCAAAUCGAAGAACAGGGGGCUAUGGGAAAUUUACAGUGGCCUGGUCUUAUUGUUUUCACUGCUGUUUCGUGCCCACAACUUGCUAGUGUUGUGCUGCUGUCUGCUCAUCCAAGCACUUAUGGCUCAGUUCAUCUGGAAGAAGCUCCACUAUGAUGCGGUCCAAAUUACCAUCAUUCAUUACUGGUUGGGACAGGGCUUCCAUUACUUUCAGGGUAAUUCCAACAGCAUUUCAACUAUCGACAUCUCAAUCUGGUCUAUUGGUUUUGACACCUAUGCAGAAGUUCCAGCCAUCAUUUUAACAGCCCUUAAUACAUAUGCAGGGCCACUGCUUUGGGCUUGCCACCUUGUCUGUUUCCUCAGCUCGGAGAAAAACAGGAGUCCGGUUGCGGUCGGCCACGGUUGUUACUUUUGGGCUCUGCUCAGGUCGAUGACGGCUGUAGCCUAUAUUGUUGUGGCGACUGGCAUGCGCCACCAUCCCUGGACAUGGUCCGUCUUCUAUCCAAAAUUACUCUACGAGGCCAUGCACCUACUUCUCAUCACCGGCGCUAGUCUCAUAUUCAACGUUGUGUAGUAAAGCCACAAGUCUGCCACAUCUUAGGGCAGUUUUUUG
This is a messenger RNA of Syngnathus acus (greater pipefish), 3000 nucleotides long. Its product is annotated as GPI ethanolamine phosphate transferase 2-like. Bases 109 to 2961 code for a protein of 950 amino acids. The transcript is spliced from 13 exons. The record is from RefSeq and is a predicted model, not a curated record. Gene Ontology annotation, cellular component: endoplasmic reticulum membrane. NCBI's taxonomy places the organism in Eukaryota, Metazoa, Chordata, Actinopteri, Syngnathiformes, Syngnathidae. Gene Ontology annotation, biological process: GPI anchor biosynthetic process.